This is a messenger RNA of Salvia miltiorrhiza (redroot sage), 833 nucleotides long. RefSeq lists its product as uncharacterized. The coding region runs from base 182 to 655 and encodes 157 amino acids. NCBI's taxonomy places the organism in Eukaryota, Viridiplantae, Streptophyta, Magnoliopsida, Lamiales, Lamiaceae. The record is from RefSeq and is a predicted model, not a curated record. The transcript has 5 exons.
AAUUUUUUAAAGGUAUAAAUGCAAGUCCAUUUUGCUCUAAAGCAUCUCAAAGGAUACUGCACUCUCUCGCCUCCCUCGUUUGAAUCUCUGUCGUUGAAUCCUCAAAUCUAGACAGAGAAAUCGAACUCAAUUUCAGAGAGAUAGAGAGGUAUCUCCACUUCUGAAGCUGUUCCUCACUGCAAUGGCGUUCAUAUCUUUCAUCGGAAGACUGCUUUUCGUCUCUCUCUUCGUUCUCUCCGCCUAUCAAGAGUUCACUGAAUUUGGAGUUGAUGGUGGGCCUGCUGCAAAGAGUUUGAGGUUGAAAUAUGACGUUUUCUCCAAUCAUGUUACAACCCAAACUGGAAUUCAAAUUCCUCAUGUAGAUAUGAAACAUUUGAUAUUGGGAGCCAUCAUCAUGAAAUCUAUCGGAAGCCUCCUAUUUGUCUUUGACAGCACUUUUGGAGCUGUGAUCCUGCUGUUGCAUCAAGCAAUCGCAACUCCCAUCUUGUUCGACUUCUACAACUACGAACCAGACAAGAAAGAGUUUAAUCAGCUCUUUGUCAAGUUUACACAGGGCUUGGCAUUGCUUGGAGCUCUUCUCUUCUUCAUUGGCAUGAAGAACUCAUUGCCAAGGAGAUCGCCAAAGAAGAAGGCCACUAAAGCAAAAACCAAUUAGGAUUAACCGAUGAUCAGCUAUACAUGGUUUGUUACAAUUUACCCAUCUUUUGUAAGAUUAUCAUAGCUACAUCAGUGCGAUAUUUUUGUUUUCACAUCUUUAUUUCCAACUACGUUAACUCAACAAUACUUCUUUUGAAUUCUAAAAGCUUCAAUCACAACUGAGUAGUUAACACUAA